AUGUACUUGCCUAGGAUGAUACAUAAUUCUUAUUCUCCUAUUCUCCACUCCUCCACACACACACACACACACACACCCCCAAUUUUUCCUAACUCCAGUCUUCCUGGCUUUUUCUUUCCAUUUUCUCUCUCUCUCUCUCUCUCUCUCUCUCUCUCUCUCUGUCCCCCUCUUUUACCCAAGGCUUGUUCUUCCCAUUUUCAUCUCUUCCUUCUUCACAGACGACCGUUCCAGCCCAUCCCUGCAUCCACCCAAGCACGGUAGCUACAUAAUUGAUUUUGAGAUUCAAUGGAUUUGGUGAAGCUGUGUCUUUCACCUUUGUGUUCUUGCAUGCAAAGCCCUGUUGUGCGUCAGGACAUGAACCAUGUAUUCUCCACCAAAGAAAAACUGGAUGAUUUGAAAAACGCCAUGGAACAACUCUUAGCGAAAAGGAACGAUAUUCAGAGAGAGCUUGAUGAUCCUCAGAACAAGGGGAAACUACUCGGCGAUGAACUUCAACUCUGGCUUCGCAGUGUUGGAGAAAAGGAAAAUAAGGUAGAACGAUUAUUGGAUGAAUAUCGCAAAGGUAAUUGUGUUGCAGGCUCUUGUUCUCUAAAUUGUUUUUCAAGGUAUAAGAUUAGCAUUGAUGCAAUCAAAUUGGAAAAGGAGAUAAAUCAGUUAAUAACAAAACAGCCAAAAAUCAAAUUUACUGACAUACCACCACCUAAACCAGUCCCUGAAUCAUAUAGAACAGUCGGAAAAAAAAUCAGCUUCAACGUUGAUAUUGCUCGCAGUUAUUUGGCAGAUGAAAGAGUUGGUAUAAUUGGUAUAUGGGGCAUGGGGGGUGUAGGCAAAACUACACUCUUGAAAAAAAUCAGGCAGUCAUUGUCAAGUGAUGCAAACAUGGGAUUCAAUCAUGUGUUAUUUAUUGAAGCUUCGAAAGAUACUCAGCAGGAAGAACUUCGAAAGAAGAUUUCUGAAAGUUUGCAAUUGCAGAGUGAUGGUAAAGAAGACAUCCUUAAUAUUUUAAAAACUAGCAACUUUGUAUUGCUCUUAGAUAAUAUAUGGGAAGAAGUGGAUCUUAUUGAUAUUGGAAUUCCCCAUCCUUAUAGUGACGAUAAUUCCACCAAACAAUAUAAACACAAAGUGAUUUUCACUACUCGAUCUGAAGAUGUGUGUGCCAAGAUGGGUGCAGGAGAAAAUACCAUCAAAGUGAAAUGCUUGGAAUCAGAUGAAGCAUGGGAUCUUUUCAAGGACAAUGUAAAUCUAGCUGUUAUUGAGUCUGAUGAAAAGUUUAAAGAAAUAGCAUGGCAGGUGAUGGAGACGUGUGGUGGUUUGCCACUUGCUCUGAAAGUGGUUGGUAAGGCCAUGUCAAACAAAAAAUCUGUCCAAGAUUGGAAAUUUAUUUUGAACUCGAUAAAGAAUUCAGGCACUGAAGUAGUUCAAGGUGUGCAGGAAUCAUUACUUCCAGUUUUGAAAUUCAGUUAUGAUAAUCUACCUAGAAAUAUUCAGGAGUUUUUCUUGUAUGCUUGCAUUUUGCAAGUGUUACAUAAAGAUGAUUUGUUGGAAUUAUGGAUGGGUUUAGGCCUAAUCAAUAAUUUUGACAAUUUACAACAAGCUCAUCAUACAGCAAGGCAAAUCUUUAAGAAGCUAGAGGAAUCAUGCUUAUUAUAUUCUUUAAAUGAUGAUUAUGUGGGGUCACAUGAUGUAAUUUAUGAGAUGGCAGUGUGGAUAGCAUCAGACUGUGGGAUGAACAUGAAUAAAUGGAUAGUGAAACAAUAUGAUAGGUACCUAGAAGAAAUACCAUCAAUCAAUGCAGAGAAUUGGAGAUUCGCAAAACGAGUGAUUAUACAAGGCGAGGUGGAGCUUUUGCCAAUUUUAUCUCAUCAGUGUUCUGAUUUGUUGUGUUUAAUGAUACGAUAUAAUUCUUGUUUCAAAAAUAUUCCUGAGGGAUUUUUCAAUCAGAUGCCAAAUUUGACAUAUUUGAAUCUUUCAUACACUGGUAUCGAAGAGCUUCCAAAGGACAUCAAAUGUUUGGCUAAUUUGCAAUACCUAGAUAUUACAGGCACAAGUAUCUCAUCACUUCCAAAAGAGUUGAUAUAUUUGAAGAAAUUGCAAUAUCUGAUGUUCAACAUUUUGAAUGGGCUUGUCAAGGUAGACCUGAAAUAUCUCAUGUCAAGAUUACAGAAUUUGAAGGUCAUUGACAUAUAUCCAUCAGGGUGGGUAGACCUGGAACAGUUAAAGAAAUCGAAGAAACAUGUCAAAGCCAUAGGAAUGCGAGUAGUAUCACAAGAGGUUUUCCAAAAACUCUCAUGUUUGCCAACUACUCAGCUUUGUCUAUACAAUUUGGAUAUCAUCUCUCUUUCAUUUGACACUUUAAGUUGCAAAAAUCAUGGAUUCUUGCAAUCACUAAGAAUUGAAUCAUGCCCACAGCUUGAGCAAAUUGUGAUGAAUGGAAGGGAGACUCAUCUCAAUUGCCUCACAAUCCUUGAUGUUGAAAAACUGCAGAACAUUAUUUGGAAAGAUCUAUCACCUCCAGAGUUUUUUCAUGUGUUGGAUUACUUAUUUAUAUCAAGAUCUAACUUGGAUAAUUUAACUUGGGUCCUGCAUCUCCCACGUCUAUCCGAGUUAUAUAUAGAAGAUUGUGCAGAGAUAGAAACAUUGUUUUACAUCAAGGAGGAGAGAGAAAUCCAACAACAAGAAGUCUUAAAACACCGCCCAACAUUCCCUGCAUUGGAAACUGUAAUUAUAACAAAGCUACCAAAAUUAGUGAGUAUAAGCAAUUUUGCAUUGCAUUUCCCUCGGCUUGAAGUGCGUCAAUGUCCUAAUCUUAAGAAGCUUCCAUUCAAUAGUGGCAUUAACAACAACAACAAUCAAAGAAUGAUAGUCAUUUUAGGUGAGAGAGAAUGGUGGGAAAGCUUAGAGUGGGAUGAUGACACCAUCCCAUCUCACCUUCGGCCAUAUUUCUUCUUGGAUGAGUACUCUGAUGAAUGCACGACUAGUAGAAGUGAAUGAAAGGUCUUUGAGUUCUCUGUUUUGUCUGCACAAGUUAGAGAUCAUCUCAUGCUUAAACCAAGUCCUUAAUUUCCUGGGUUUUACAUCUCCAAAAGCUUCUCAAAACUACAACUUCUCUCCGCGAUUAAUCAGUGAUCUACCAAAGUUACUGUGCAAUUAUGCUUUGGAUUGCUUGUGUUGUUUCUAGUUUUCUUCUCAAAUCUGAACAAUUUGUUUGGUUUUUUAUUUAUGCCGGUGUGAAGACAUAUUAUUAUUUGGUUUCCAAGUUUGAGGUUAAAGAGCAAAACAAAGGCAAAAUGUGUUAAUUGAUAAAUGUGUUGCUACAAUUCGUAAAGCUAUUUAUGGAAAAGGAGGCUUUGGCACUUCAAAAAAGAGUUUUCAUUGAGAUCAAGAUGCGUGGGGAUUCUUUAUCUAUUCGGUAGUGAUAGCAAGAUUCUACUCAUCAAGCCAAGGCAAACUUGUUCAAGGAUCAAAAGUUUAAUACUAGAAUACUAAAGAAGUAUUGGGUUUUUUGCUACAAUAGUUUCUGAUAAGGUGUGGGCAAAUGUGUUGCUAGCUUGCUAGUGGGAAUGAAGUACAUGGAGCUUCCUUGAGAAUAUCAAGUAUUCAACAACUUGAGGAUAAUGAAAACCGGACCAUCGAUCUCUUUGAAGAUCCAACAACCUGAUGAUCAAUCAAAGCUUUGAUUUAGCAAUGUUGUUGAAUUCAGGUUAGGGAACAAGAUAGGAUAAGUUUGGCAAGGCAUAACAUUGAUUGAGUGAAUAAUCAUAAGUCGAAAUAUUUUGCCGAAAGAUUAUGUCAAACUCGUCAGUAUUUAUUAUAUGAUUGAAUUACUCAUCACCUUGAGUGGUUUUUCUCAAACAGAAUUCAUCACUUGUCCGAUCAUUAGAGACUGAUGUAUC
Molecule: messenger RNA, 3893 nt
Organism: Dioscorea cayenensis subsp. rotundata (Guinea yam)
Lineage: Eukaryota; Viridiplantae; Streptophyta; Magnoliopsida; Dioscoreales; Dioscoreaceae
Product: probable disease resistance protein At1g61300
Exons: 6
Coding region: 286-2991 (901 amino acids)
Molecular function (GO): protein binding; ADP binding
Source: RefSeq, a predicted model, not a curated record